Akanthomyces muscarius is the source of this 1740-nucleotide messenger RNA. RefSeq lists its product as uncharacterized. Gene Ontology annotation, biological process: glycosaminoglycan metabolic process; carbohydrate metabolic process. The record is from RefSeq and is a predicted model, not a curated record. NCBI's taxonomy places the organism in Eukaryota, Fungi, Ascomycota, Sordariomycetes, Hypocreales, Cordycipitaceae. The transcript is spliced from 3 exons. Gene Ontology annotation, molecular function: beta-N-acetylhexosaminidase activity. Gene Ontology annotation, cellular component: membrane. Bases 1 to 1740 code for a protein of 579 amino acids.
AUGCGUUUGUACUCCUCUCUCGCAGCGGCACUCGCUAUAUCGCCAGCGGCCGCGCUCUGGCCGAUACCCAUCGACAUCUCCACCGGCAACAAGACGCUCUUCAUCGACAAGACCAUUAAUAUUACUUAUAAUGGCGCGCCCCUCACCUACGAACCCGGCUACAACCCCCCCGCGGGCAGCAACUUUACCUCCAAGACCAUUGUCCAGGGCGCGCUCGCGCGCUCGCUGAAGGCCAUCUUCGACGAUGGCUACGUGCCGUGGAUGCUGUACAAGCCCGGGUCCGACUUUGAGCCGCGCUGCGGGCCGACCAGGAAGAACCGCGUGCAGUCGCUGACCAUCACCCAGACCAGCAAGGAUGAGUCAAGUACCUUCAAGCCGCUCGCCGGCCAGCGCGAUGAGUCCUAUUCUCUCAAUGUAACUAUUGACGGGCGAGCCAGCAUCACGGCCCAAUCCUCCAUCGGCGUGAUGCGCGGCCUCGAGACUUUUUCCCAGCUCUUCUUUAAGCACUCCUCGGGCGGCGCCUGGUACAUGACCCAGGCCCCUGUGCGCAUCGCCGACGCGCCCAAGUUUCCGCACCGCGGUAUGCUGCUCGAUGUCAGUCGCCACUGGUUCGCCAUUGAAGAUAUCAAGCGCACGAUUGACGGCCUCUCCAUGGCCAAGAUGAACGUGCUGCACCUGCACAUCACCGACACCCAGUCCUGGCCCCUCGAGAUUCCAGCCCUGCCGCUGCUCGCCGAGCGCCACGCGUACAGCAAGGGCCUGACAUAUUCGCCGGCUGCCAUUGCGGAUCUGCACGAAUACGGCGUCCACCGCGGCGUGCAGGUGAUUCUGGAAAUCGACAUGCCGGGCCAUUUCGGCAUUGAGCGCGCCUAUCCUGGCUUGUCCGUGGCCUACAACGAGCGUCCCUACGGGGAGUACUGCGCGCAGCCUCCCUGCGGCUCCCUCCGCCUCGGCAACGACAAGGUCGAGCAGUUCCUGGAUACCUUGUUUGAAGAUCUGCUGCCGCGUCUCUCCCCCUAUGCGGCGUACUUCCACACCGGCGGCGACGAGUACAAGGCAAACAACUCGCUUCUGGAUCCGGCUCUCAAGACAAAUGACGUUUCGAUUCUUCAGCCCCUGCUGCAGCGCUUCCUGGACCACGCGCACAGCAAGGUCCGCGAGCUGGGCCUUGUGCCCAUGGUCUGGGAAGAGAUGAUCAACGAGUGGAACGCCACCGUUGGCAAGGACGUGGUUGUGCAGUCGUGGUUUGGCCAGGACAAGGUCAAGGAGCUGGCCGAGGCGGGCCACAAAGUGAUUGUCAGCAGCUCGGAUACCUAUUAUCUCGACUGCGGCCGCGGCGAAUUUAUCGACUACGAAAACGGCCCUGCCUUUCAAGGCGCUUACCCUUUCACCGACUGGUGUGCGCCCACCAAGAACUGGCGUCUCAUCUACGCCCAGGAUCCCCGCGCCGGCAUCUCCGACGACGCAGCCGCCAACGUCAUUGGCGGCGAGCUGGCCCUCUGGACGGAAACGGUCGACGCCACCAGCCUCGACACCAUUGUCUGGCCGCGCGCCGCCGCCGCGGGCGAGAGCUGGUGGUCCGGCCGGUACGACGCUGACGGCAAGAACAGAUCCAUGUACGAUGCGCGCCCGCGGCUCUCCGAGAUGCGCGAGCGCAUGCUGGCCCGAGGGGUGCGCGGCGCGCCCAUCACGCAGCUGUGGUGUGAUCAGGCGGACACGAUUGACUGCUCGAGCGAGUAG